ACCGAUCAUGCUCUCGUCUCCCAGAACAUUUAUACUAAGCUCACUAGUCUAUCGGUCGCUAGCUUACCAAGUAGCAGGCGACGCUUAUAGUAGCAAAAGUCAACGUUAGCCGAAAGCUAGUAUAUAUAUGAUACAGAUGACAUCGUAUCGGCACGUCGUGGUUUAACUUCAAACAGCGAUAGAGGGAGAAGCUAAUAUGGCAGCAAAAACAGGAGACGACCCAGACAGCCUCAUGGCUUUAGCAACAGUCUUCUGCCUGAGGAACCUUAGGAAGACCAUGUGUUACCAAGGAUACAGAAAUAAGCUUUGUCUGCGCUCAGACAUCUUUCUUCCUAGUGAAAUCUGUGAUAAGCUGGUCAACACGUAUAUGGACUUGGUUCACACAGACAGUAACUUUGAGCCACAGGAAAGUUUUUUCCAGUUAUUUUCAGACCCCAGAAGCACAAGACUCACAAGAGUACAGCUCAGAGAGGAUUUUGUACGCGACAGAGACUUGGAAGCCAUUAGAAAACAGGACCUGAUCAAGCUCCACCUGACCUACUGCAGCAACGUGUCGGCCCGCAGCCUCAAGACGCUGGGCUGCUUCAAGGACACCCUGGUGUCCCUGUGCCUGUUCGGCUGCAGCAACAUCUUCUACCGCAAGGGUGGCGCCCCGCUGGCGUGCGGCGAGGACAACGAGGAGGACGACCUGGCCAACCCCGUGUCGCGGCAGGCGCUGGAGAAGGACUUUAACUUCGAGGGCUUCGGCCGCCUGCGCCUGCUCAACCUGGGCGGCCUGCCGGACGAGAUCGACGUGGAGCCGCUGCUGAAGACGCUGACGGCGCUCACCUCGCUGGACCUCUCGGGCGUGCAGCUGGCCCGGGCCGCCUUCCUGACGCAGUGGAAGGAGCGCAUGGCGUCGCUGGUGCUCUACAACGUGGACAUGUCGGAGGAGCUGGUCGGGACCCUGCUGGAGCUGGGCAAGCUGAGGCAUCUGGACGUUUCCAGAGAGAGCAGGCGCACGUCCAAGUUCAAGAUGACCAGGAAGAUUCUCACGGCCAUCGCCCAGCGGCUGGUCAACCUGGUGUCCCUGGACAUCUCGGGCCACGUCAUGCUGGACAACUGCACCGUCCCCCACGUCAAAGACGCUAUGGGGCGGGCCAGCACGGAGCCCUGCAAAAGCAGCAUCUAUCCCUUCCAAGAGCUGAAGAGACCUCUACAGUUUCUGGGUUUAUACGACACCACGCUAUGUAACGUGACACAUAUCCCCGCAUAUAAGGUGACCGGGUCGAAGAACGAGGACCAGGUCCUGAACGCCAUCGAGGCGUACACGGAGUUCCGGCCCGAGCUGGCCCACCGCGCCAUCAACCAGCUGUUUGACAUCGCCAGGAUACAGCACUGCAGCCAGCUGCUCCGAGCCCUGCAGCUGGUGAUCGCCGCGCUAAAGUGCCACAAGUACGACAAGAGCAUCCAGGUGACGGGCAGCGCGGCGCUCUUCUACCUGACCAACACGGACUACCGCAACGACCAGAGCGUGCGUCUGCGGCGGCAGGUCAUCCAGGUGGUGCUGAACGGCAUGGAGCAGUACCAGGAGGUCACCGUGCAGAGGAACUGCUGCCUGACGCUGUGCAACUUCAGCAUCCCUGAGGAGCUGGAGUUCCAGUACAGCCGGGUGAACCAGCUGCUGCUGAAGAUCCUGGAGCCGGCCCGCCAGGAGGAGUCCAUCCAGAGGAUCGCCGUGCACCUCUGCAACGCGCUGGUCUGCCAGGUGGACAACCACCACAAGGAGGCUGUGGGCAAGAUGGGCUUCGUCAAGACGAUGUUGAACCUGAUCCAGAAGAAGCUGCAGAGCAGAAUGUGUGACCAGGUGAUGGAGUUCUCCUGGAGCGCGCUGUGGAACAUCACAGACGAGACGCCCGACAACUGCCAGAUGUUCCUGAACUGCCGGGGCAUGAGUCUCUUCCUGGAAUGUCUAGAAGAGUUUCCGGACAAGCAGGAGCUCCACCGUAACAUGCUGGGGCUUCUGGGUAAUGUCGCGGAGGUCCGAGCCCUGAGGCCACAGCUGCUCACCCCACAGUUCAUCACCGUGUUCAGUAACCUGCUGGACAGCGAGGCGGACGGGAUCGAGGUGUCCUACAACGCCUGCGGGGUCCUGUCCCACAUCAUGUUCGACGGGCCCGACGUGUGGGGCAUGGAGGAGCCGCUGCGGGACACGGUCAUGAAUAAGAUGCUGGACGCCAUCCGCAGCUGGGACGUCACCUCCCGCCGCAACAUCAACUACAGGUCUUUUGAGCCCAUCCUGCGACUCUUACCUCAGGGUAUCGCUCCAGUUAGCCAGCACUGGGCUACCUGGGCCCUCUUCAACCUAAUAUCUGUUUAUCCGAGUAAAUACUGCCCCCUGCUGAUAAAGGAGGGAGGAAUAGCUCUUUUGGAGCAGGUUCUUGAACUGGAUAGCUCCCAUGACGACACAAAGGACAUGGCAAGAAAAGUAAUGGAGCAAUGUGAAAACUUCAAGGAGGAGCCCAUGGAGAUCAACCAGGGUCAGGAGGUAGCGAACGCACAGCAGGCCUAAGGGAGCCCCCAUCGCAUUUCAAGCUAAACCAACAUAGGACCCCUUCACUGGGGCCAACAGCCGUGUGCAUUUUUCUCUGUAGAGCAGAAACAUUCUGUGGACACCUGAAUCACAACGCUAUUUGGAUGGACACGCACCAUGAUUUGACUAUUAUGGAUUUAAGAUGUGCAUGGUGUGUAUUUGUGAGUGGGUGUGCUUAUUUUUGCUGCACAUAUGUAUCUCUUCAACUGGGAGCAGUUUGUGUUGCGUGUUUCUGUGUGUAAGAAGGAGGGAGAGCUGCUCAUUUGGAUCUUCAACCGGGUGCAAUCUGGAGCGGGGGGUGUGUGUGUGUGUGUGUGUGUGUGUGUGAGCGUGUGUGUGUGUGUGUGAGCGUGUGUGUGUGUGUGUGAGCGUGUGUGUGAGAUGGAGGAGAGAGAAAGUCAAAAAGAGGCGCUUACUUGACAUGGCAUGGCGUUCGACUCCAUGGCAACAGAAGCGGAUCCCCCCCCCCCCCCCAACCCCAUCCCUAUCAGCUGUGUAGGAGGGCUCAUGACCCCGUAGUCUGCAGCCCCAUCAUUAUCGCGGCCCCAUCAGCAGCAACGUCACACUCACGGAGAAGCCCCCCCAACCUGUCCUCUUCAUCUGUAGGAAUGUGGAGCCCACCACUACACUCGAUUGAAGAGAAUAAGCCGUUAUUUGGCAGGGUGCUGUUGGGUGUGGAUUGGAUGGAUUGAGGGAGGGCGGGUGUGAUUGCAAGGGGGCGAACACGCCCCGCCUUUUAUUAUUAUUGUGAUAAGAGUUGAAAUAAUGGCGUUCUUUGUGAUAUAUGUAAAUAUUUCAUGUACUGUCCCACCCUUUUUUUUUUUCCAUGUGUGUAUGGUUUAUAAUAUAACUGUCAACUCUUGAUUUUCAUGACUGUAUUUAAAUUUAUUUAGAUUUUAUUGACGCUAAGGAAUAAAAUAAAUAAGUGUAAUCUAGUCAUCUUAGAUGGUCAACACGGAUCUUUUAUACGACUAGUUCUCAAUAAGGGUGAACCUAGCUUAUAUUUGCUAACAUUGUACCUAUGUUAUUUUGUUGUUGUUACUGGCAGCAAUACUGCAGAGCCCUGGAAAGCUAGUACAACACCUGAAAUCUUUGAUCGUUGCCAUCUCAACAGUGAGAAAAUUCGUUUGAAACGUAUCUAAAAUAAAUACCCAAACCGAAGUUCCUUCA
This is a messenger RNA of Gadus macrocephalus (Pacific cod), 3742 nucleotides long. It is a transcript of the gene zer1, whose product is annotated as zyg-11 related, cell cycle regulator. The record is from RefSeq and is a predicted model, not a curated record. Gene Ontology annotation, molecular function: protein binding. The transcript is spliced from 16 exons. Gene Ontology annotation, cellular component: Cul2-RING ubiquitin ligase complex. NCBI's taxonomy places the organism in Eukaryota, Metazoa, Chordata, Actinopteri, Gadiformes, Gadidae. The coding region runs from base 197 to 2551 and encodes 784 amino acids.